This is a messenger RNA of Medioppia subpectinata, 1240 nucleotides long. The record is from the annotation of a GenBank genome assembly. Lineage: Eukaryota; Metazoa; Arthropoda; Arachnida; Sarcoptiformes; Oppiidae.
GCGAGACUUAUGAGACGGACAAUGGAUUGGUAUUCGUGAAGAAGAACUCGUCGGCCGACGGAUUAGUGAUGUUUUUGGGUGAAUACGAGUCGAUGAAAGCCAUAGAAGCGACCAAAACAGUGAGAGUUCCCAAACCAUUAUGUGUUGUGCCGGAAGUGAAGGGAUCGGGAGGUGCUAUAUUGGAGACGAAGAAGUGGAAACUGGUGUCAACUGAUUCCAGCGGUUGUAUCAGUAAAGGCGAGACUUAUGAGACGGACAAUGGAUUGGUAUUCGUGAAGAAGAACUCGUCGGCCGACGGAUUAGUGAUGUUUUUGGGUGAAUACGAGUCUAUGAAAGCCAUAGACGCGACCAAAACAGUGAGAGUUCCCAAACCAUUAUGUGUUGUGCCGGAAGUGAAGGGACCGGGAGGUGCUAUAGUGAUGGAGCACUUGUCGAUGUCUCCACUCAGACAACACUCCGGAAGGUUAGGCGAACUUUUAGCUCAAAUGCAUUCACAUAACGAAAUUGCGACCAAAAAGAAGCGAAAGAAGGAGUCGUGGGUCGGAAAGAGCGAUGAUAUAGAGUGUGUCGAGCGGUUUGGCUUUCAUGUGAGCACUUGUUGCGGAAUUAUUGCCCAAAACAACGACUGGGAAGACAAUUGGAUUGAAUUCUUUGCCAGAAAUAAACUGAAAGAACAAAUAGAUUUGGUUGAGAAGAAUGAGGGAAACAGAGAACUCAUUGAAAUGUGGUCUGAAUUGCAGCUCAAAAUUGAUAAAUACUUUACUGAUAUAAAGGAUAAGAUAUAUCCGGCGCUUCUUCACGGAGACCUCUGGUCUGGCAAUGCGUCGGAAACAGCGGAAGAGCCGGUGGUCUACGAUUCCUCUGCCUUUUACGGCCACUCGGAGUUUGAUUUAUCCAUCGGUCAUAUGUUUGGGGGCUUUAAUCGUGCGUUUUAUGAGUGCUAUCACAACAAAUUGCCAAAGUCUUCGGGAUAUGACAGACGCGAUAGUUUGUAUCAAUUGUUUCAUCACUUAAACCAUUGGAACCAUUUUGGGGGUCAAUACAAACGACAAUCUCUUUCACUGAUGCGUCGAUGCCUUCAAUCAAUUCAAUCAAAAUAACUGUUUUUUUCUGAAUUUUGAAUAAAACGAGACGACAUUUAACACAUGACGUGAUAAUCCGUUUAUCUCUUCUUUCGACUCAAUUUUUGUGCAGAAAUUCCUCGAAGAAGUAAUUCAUUUUCAAACUCCAGAUCUCGUCG